AUGGAUGAGAUUCAGAACGUUUCCACCCAGCCUGGUGAUGAAAACCAGUCCGGCAUAGCUGCCCAAGAUGUUGGGGAUGCUAGCCAGGCCUCAGCGUCGCAACCUCCCCAAGACUCUCCUAUCAAAAACGCCGAUGAGGGCUCGGAUAACCCACUAGAUGCUCCUGCAUCCCCACGGCCCCAGGAUAACGAUGCAGAGCCCGAAGACGAAGAGAUGGGCGGCCUCGAAAGCGACACCAAGAAGGAGAAUGGCGCCGACGAGACCGCAGAUGGCCAAGGCGAAGGUGUUAGCGAGGAGCAAUCGGCGCAGGACAAGGCCGCGCUUGAAGCUUCCGCGCGCGACCAUCUUGUUUCGCAGACGCAUUCGAUUAUCUUACCAAGCUACUCAAGUUGGUUCGAUAUGCACCAGAUUCACCCUAUUGAGAAGAAAGCCAUGGGCGAGUUCUUCAACGGGCGCAACCGCAGCAAGACUCCAGCGGUCUACAAGGACUAUAGAGAUUUCAUGAUUAACACUUAUCGCUUGAAUCCUAUAGAAUACUUGACUGUGACUGCUUGCCGUCGAAAUCUUGCCGGUGAUGUUUGCGCUAUCAUGCGAGUCCAUUCUUUUCUCGAGCAAUGGGGCUUGAUCAACUACCAGGUUGACCCACAAACUCGCCCUUCAAACAUCGGUCCCCCAUUUACAGGGCAUUUCCGUGCUGUCGCAGAUACGCCACGAGGAUUACACCCUUUCCAGCCCGGGCCCAACCAUGUAGUGACCCCGGGCAAGCCUUUGGCUGCCACUGAUCGCGCUGCGUCCGCCACCCCUGCAAAGGCAGAUCUUAACCUCGAGAUUCGGCGCAACAUCUACGACGACAAAGGCAAAGAGAUCACACCGGUCGAAGACAAGGAAAAACAGACCAAUGGCGAUACUCCCGCUCCGAAUGGCACAUCCUCCGAAUCUGCUACCAAAGCGAUGGAGAGCGCCGCCCGAGAACCCCGCAAGGUUUUCAAUUGCUGGUCCUGUGGUAUCGAUUGUACCCGCCUGCGCUUCCAUUAUGCCAAAUCCACUCCGGUAUCCACAAACUCCAAUGCCCCCGGUAACAAGUACGAUGUUUGCCCCAGCUGUUUCUUGCAGGGUAGACUUCCUUCUAGCCACAACGCAGCAGACUUUGUUAGAUUAGAGGAGAAAGAAUACACCAACAUUCCAGACAAGGACGCACCUUGGUCUGAUGCGGAACUUGUAUUGCUUCUCGAAGGAAUUGAGAACUUCGAUGACGACUGGCACCAGAUUGCAGAACACGUGGGAACUAGGACAAGAGAAGAAUGUGUGAUGAAAUUCCUUCAAUUAGAGAUUGAGGACAAGUAUGUCGAGGAUAUUGAUGGACCCAACGAUGGAACGAUUCGCGCACUGCAAGGACGGGACCCAAUUAGCCAACUUGACAACCCAGUUCUGUCAGUGGUUGCUUUCCUCGCUCAAAUGGCCGAGCCAUCGGUCGCCGCUGCCGCCGCAGGCCGAUCUGUCGAGCAAAUCCGAAAAGAACUCAGAAGCCAGCUGAACAAGGAAGCGCCUGAAGCCGAAAAGGGCAAAGAUAAGGGCGUUGAAGGCCUCAAGACCGAGGACUCGAUGGACGUGGACAUCGUUCGUCAAGUGGAGUCAACAGGCGAGAAGCGCGAAUCUCUCUCUACAGUCGCUCUCGCAGCUUCGGCCGCCCGUGCUGGUGCCCUUGCUUCCCAUGAAGAACGCGAAAUGACACGCCUUGUAUCUGCUGCAGUCAAUGUUACACUUCAGAAAUUCGAGAUCAAGCUGGAGCAGUUCAACGAAAUGGAAGAAAUCAUCGAGGCCGAGAGGCGAGAACUUGAGCAAGCCCGGCAACAGCUUUUCCUUGACCGAAUGGCUUUCAAGAAGAGGGUUAAGGAGGUCCAGGAUGCGCUGCAAGCAACCAGUUUGCAAGCCCCCGGCGACGAGACCAACCAAGCCAUCAAUGAUGCUGCUUCUGCCGGAAUAGGUGUUCGUUAUCAAUUCAACCAUCCCCAGGCAGAUAUGAGGAACGGCGUUCAGCCAUUGAGUGCUCAUCCUGGCGCAGAUUACAAGAGUCUCGAUCUUUAA
This is a messenger RNA of Talaromyces rugulosus, 2085 nucleotides long. RefSeq lists its product as uncharacterized. The record is from RefSeq and is a predicted model, not a curated record. The transcript is spliced from 3 exons. NCBI's taxonomy places the organism in Eukaryota, Fungi, Ascomycota, Eurotiomycetes, Eurotiales, Trichocomaceae. The coding region runs from base 1 to 2085 and encodes 694 amino acids. Gene Ontology annotation, molecular function: histone binding; DNA binding. Gene Ontology annotation, cellular component: SWI/SNF complex. Gene Ontology annotation, biological process: positive regulation of DNA-templated transcription.